Adineta ricciae is the source of this 666-nucleotide messenger RNA. The record is from the annotation of a GenBank genome assembly. Lineage: Eukaryota; Metazoa; Rotifera; Eurotatoria; Adinetida; Adinetidae.
AUGCUAUACGNCACCGUUUCAGCAGCUGCCAAUGUCAUCAACACUGCAGUCGGUACAAUUAAUAGUGCUGUUGGUGCUGUUGUUACAACACUGUCCGACGUUGUCAGUGCACUCGGUGAAGUUCUCAAAGCUGUUCUCGACCUUGUUGCUUCAUUGUUGAACGUGGUUCUUAACCUUUUGGGAAACCUCCUCGGCGGUAUCAACAAUGUAUUGACUGGACUCCUCGCUCAAGUAUUGAAACUCUCGAAUUCAGUUACUAGCAGUCUCGAACAAACCAUUCAUCCACAACUCAAACUCAUCGAGCAAUCAGUGGAUCAAAUUUUGGAUUUUAUUGAUCUUAAGCUCAUUCCAGCCGUGAAAUCUUUAACACAAGCAGUUCUCGGUCUUCUUGCCGAAGUUUUAUAUUUGGUCGCCCGAAUUGGCCAAUUGGUUACCGACUUAUUGAACGGUAUUCUCUAUGAACUCUUCGGAGUAUUAGCAAGCGUUGGUAGCACACUCGAGAAGGUCCUAGGUUCAGCUGUCGGCACAAUAUCUGGCGUCCUUUCAGCAGUUACUGGUUGCCCAGGCUGUCUCAAUGGUCCCUUGAGCAAGGGAAAUGGUGGCGGUCUUCUCGGUCUCAAUCUCGGCAAACGUCGACGAAGUGUUAUCAAACCUCUUGCCUUCUAA